CGGAACUAGAAGCACAAGCAUUUCGCUACACUCGCAUUAACAUCUGCUAACCAUGUGUAUGUGACAAAUAAAAUUUGAUUUGAUUUGAUUUAGCAUGAGUGAAGGAUGCUUUGUUGCGAAAUAGGAAGCCAAUUCUAGAUUUAACUUUGGAUUGGAGAUGUUUGAUAUGGCCCAGCGUCGUCCGGGUUUGACUGGUGUAGGCCAAAUAAUCGAAUUGCCUAGUUAAAUAAAGGUUACAUGUGCCAAAGUGUGCAUAGCUAGCCAGGCUAUCAAUGAAGGUAUGAUGGUCAGUAAAGAUCGAUACAAGUCAUUUCAGAUGUAAGUAGCCUAUUCUUGACUUGUAAUUAUAAUAGUCUGAGCUAUCAGACACCCUAUAGCUUUUAUAAACAGAUCAUUAAAAAACAUUACUUUUGUAUACUGGAAGUGUACUCAAUUCCACCAUAGCCUCACAUUGAAAACUGGAGUCCCACUUCUCAAGUAGCUACAACUGGAUGACUCACACAGAAAAAGGUAAUCACAUGCAAUGAUGUGGACUGCUCUAGGGCAAACCCCAUUGUGCUGGAAUACCCUUGUGGAGAUCCGCGCCGUCCGUGAACGACUGCUCAAAUCAGUAUCAGGGGAUCGCCCUGGACGUCUAGCCAAUAGCGUAACUUGUUGCAAACGAAGUCAAUGCCAUUGUCCAAUCAAUAUAGAUGUAACAUUAGUAACCAUGCUGCAAUUGGAUAAAUUGCACAAGGGCGUUAUGCGGUCGCGCGAACGGUUCCAUCUCUGGCAGGUGGUGUGUUCGAGAGCAGACUAAUGUUUAGGAAGAUAGGUAGUUAAAGGAGAUACAUUUACCUUGAUUCACAUUUUUGCGUUUUCGGUGCACUUAAUAUUGUUUGCCGGACGCCGAGUUUGAGUGAGAUUAACGUCGAGUUUCCCCUUGAGCCAGCCACUUUCUGUUGAAAUUACACAGUGCUGCAUUGAGUGAGACAGAAGUGUGGUCAAUUACGGACAGGCCGGUUCCUAAGCACGUCCUCAGCCGGAGAGGAGCCAUCAGUUUCAGCUCCAGCUCGUCUCUCUUCGGCGCUCCUGAUCCAAGACAGCUGUCUCAGAGACGAGGGGCCAUCUCUUAUGACAGCUCAGAUCAGACCGCUCUGUACAUUCGUAUGCUCGGAGAUGUGAGAGUGAGAAGUCGGGUAGGAUUUGACCCAGAAGGAAAAGGUUCCUACUCAUACCUGUGCAUCGACUUCCGCACUCUACACUCCUACUCAGACUCUAGUCUGAUCCCUGGUCCUGGCUUCAGUUCGGCUGGGCCUGUGUCUGGCAGGAGGCUCCGCAGACUGCUCAGCUUCCAAAGGUACCUGCACUCCUCCCGUCUGCUCCGGGAAACACCCCACCUCAACCCCCUCCACAUCCUGGAUGAGGACUACACCGGACAGGCCAAGUGUAUGCUGGAAAGGGUCGCGACCUGGAAUUUCGACAUUUUCCUCUAUGACAGAUUAACCAAUGGAAACAGCCUGGUGACGCUGACCUUUCACCUCCUUAACCAGUAUGGUCUGUUGGAGCUGUUUCAGCUGGACAUGGUAAAGCUGUGGCGCUUCCUGGUCAUGGUGCAGGAAGACUACCACAGCCUCAACCCCUACCACAACGCUGUGCACGCCGCAGACGUCAUGCAGGCCAUGUACUGUUACCUGCGAGAACCCAAGCUGGCCAAGUCCCUGACGUCCUGUGACAUCCUCCUGGGCCUGUUGGCAGCCGCCACUCAUGACCUGGACCACCCGGGAGUCAACCAGCCCUUCCUCAUCAAGACGAACCACUACCUGGCCAAGCUCUACAGGAACUCCUCUGUUCUGGAGAACCAUCACUGGAGGUCUGCAGUAGGUCUGCUCAGAGAGACCGGCCUGUUCUCCCACCUGCCUGCUGAGGACGGGCUGAAGAUGGAGCACCAACUGGGUUCUCUUAUCCUAGCCACUGACAUCAGCAGACAGAACGAGUACCUGGGGAAGUUCAGGACACACCUGGACCAGGAUGACCUGUACCUGAGCAACGCUAACCACCGACACUUCAUCCUCCAGAUGGCUCUGAAGUGUGCGGACAUCUGCAACCCCUGCAGACCCUGGGAGCUGAGCAAACAGUGGAGUGAGAAAGUGACGGAAGAGUUCUUCCACCAAGGAGACAUUGAGAAGAAGCACCGACUUGAAGUCAGUCCACUGUGUGAUAGCCAGAGUAACUCCAUGGCAAACAUUCAAAUUGGUUUCAUGACGUACGUGGUGGAGCCUUUGUUUGCUGAGUGGGGCCGGUUCUCUGACACGCGUCUGUCCCAGACCAUGUUGGGCCACCUGGGGCUGAACAAGGCCAACUGGGGUGGGUUAGUACAGCAGGAGGGGUCCUCUAGCCCCGAGGAGCUGGAACCUAGCAGCCCUGCCUUCUUCACCAUGUCAAUGCCCACCGUCACCGAGUCAGAACCAGAGUCUGCUUCUGCUGCGGAACCCAUAGCUGUCACCACAGCAACAGCCACAGGAGAAACCAACUACAAAGAAAUACCUCAGGGAAGCAAAGAGUCCUGACACUCCAUGUUUGCCCUUAGAACCCUGACCCCUGACCCUUAACCGCCAGCCUCGACACAUACUGGGGAGAGGGUGGGAGGAGCGGGGUAUGGCCUUUAACCCCCCUACUCCCACUGCCCCACCAGAACAGUACUCAUGUUUUUGUUGCCUUUGCCUCCCAUAUUUGACAAACCACAGAUUUAAUUUAUUUCGUUUUAAAUUUUUUCCUUGGCAUACAUAGAUACUGCUGCUGUAUUUAGUAUUUUUAUUGGCUUAUUUUAUUUAUUUAUUUAUUUAUCCUCUGUAGUUUUAGCCUUACUAAUGUAACACCACCAUUUUGAAGGCGAAGUGCCAUUUUCAAACAAAGUUCUGUAGGAGGAUUUGAAACACACUGAGUAUUGAAGAGAUGCUCUCUAAAGACCGCACAGAGAUGCCGUGAUGUGUGUUGAUGCAUUUGUAAGGAAUCUUCUUCCUGAAGAUAAUGUGACAAGCCCAGUCCUUUUGCUGCCUCUAUGAAGACUGUUUACAGAUGUCUUGUUUGUUUAUCCUUGUCCAUUCGAAAUGAAUCAUUAUGGUUCAGCGAUAUGCCUUCUAAGCACAGAUGCGAAGAAGCACUAGUGUUUGAAUUGUCGACUCACUGCUGAAGUUGACUGAUGCACACACACACACACACACACACCAGAUGCCAUAAAGAAACACCCCCUGUGCUCCAUUGUAUUCAUCUCUUCCUUGCACUGCCAAAAGACUGAAAUAUUGGACACAACUUCUGUUCUGAGAGAACUUGGGUUAGACAGAAUAAUGGUAUUCUAGAAUAUAACUAAUAUGAAGAAGCAUUGUUGUCAGUGACUGUAGAGAAUGCAUGACUUCUAACCCUGGACCAGUCACUGAGGCAUAGUACACACACCCCAUCUGAAAACUCCCAUCACAACACCACUCACGCAGGGUGGACUGUAGGAGGGAAGUUUACUGUGGUUUAGCUACCUGUGAAACUGCUGUUUAAUUCUACUGAAUGGGACUCUCUCAGAAUGUCUCUCAUUAUCAUCAUAGCCACAUGAAACCUAGGACUGCUGUACUGAUGCCUUAUAACUAUGCACACUGCGCUAAGUGACCAAACCAGCUCCCUACCACUAGUUCUUCUAGUAAUCUCAUGAAGUACAUUGUGUGCUUGUCCUCUUAAUGCACUGUCUGAUUUUCUUUUGCCUUUUUGUGAGGAAAAAAAACUGAACUCAAACACAUUCUGUAUAUAAAUGUUUUUUUGUUUUUUUUACAUUCCAUCUCCAUUUAUACAUUUUUAUUUUUUCUGUAGACUGCACAAAGAUUUUAAUAACAGGUGCUUUUUCCUAUUUUAGCUGAUUUUAGUAUUUUCGCUGUAAGACUGUUUACAAUUUGUUGCGACAGCCAGUUUGGGAAGAAGACUUGUCAAGCCAUUUUGUACAGGAUUUGCCGUAUUGACCUUUUGAUACAUGCUUGUUGCCGUUUACAUUUUGAUAAAUAAAACAAGUUGACAUGAA
This is a messenger RNA of Oncorhynchus keta (chum salmon), 4039 nucleotides long. Its product is annotated as high affinity cAMP-specific 3',5'-cyclic phosphodiesterase 7A-like. NCBI's taxonomy places the organism in Eukaryota, Metazoa, Chordata, Actinopteri, Salmoniformes, Salmonidae. The transcript has 13 exons. Bases 1149 to 2549 code for a protein of 466 amino acids. The record is from RefSeq and is a predicted model, not a curated record. Gene Ontology annotation, molecular function: 3',5'-cyclic-AMP phosphodiesterase activity.